CGCGGCGGAGAUCGCGGGCAUGGUGGUGCUGCAGUGCAUCUACGGGCUGGUGUGCCUGCUGGGGCUGGCCGGCAACGCCCUGGUCAUCUUCGUCAUCCUGCGCUACGCCAAGAUGAAGACGGCCACCAACAUCUACCUGCUCAACCUGGCCAUCGCCGACGAGCUCUUCAUGCUCAGCCUGCCCUUCGUGGCCACGGCGGCGGCGCUGCGGCGCUGGCCCCGGCCGCGCUCUCUGCCGGCCUUCGGCCGCGCUCUCUGCCGGACCGUGCUGGGCGUGGACGGCCUCAACAUGUUCAGCAGCGUCUUCUGCCUCACCGUGCUCAGCCUGGACCGCUACAUCGCCGUGGUGCACCCGCUGCGCGCCGCCUCCUACCGCCGCCCGCGGGUGGCCAAGCUGGUCAACGGCGCCGUGUGGCUGCUGGCCCUGCUGGUGGCCUCGCCCAUCCCCGUGUUCGCCGGCACGGCGGCCACCCGCGACGGCCGGGCGGUGGCCUGCGACCUGCUGUGGCCCAGCCCGGCGUGGGCGGCCGCCUUCGUGGUGUACAGCAGCGCGCUGGGCUUCGUGCUGCCCGUGGUGGCCAUGGCGCUGUGCUACCUGCUGCUGGCCGGCAAGAUGCGCGCCGUGGCGCAGGGCGUGGGCUGGCGGCAGCGGCGGCGCUCCGAGGGCAAGCUGACUCGCCUGGUGGUCACCGUGGUGGCCAUGUUCGUGGUGUGCUGGCUGCCCUUCUACGUGGUGCAGCUGCUGGAGCUGCUGCUGCCCGGCCGGCUGGACGCCAGCGCGCACAACGCCUCGCUGCUGCUCAGCUACUCCAACAGCUGCGCCAACCCCAUCCUCUACGGGCUGCUCUCCGAGAAUUUCCGGCACUCCUUCCAGGGAGUGCUGCGCCGCUGCCGAGACGCCGGCCUGUGCUGCUGCCACCGCGCCGGUGACAAUGGCGCGGGGGACAGCGAGGAUGAGGAGGAGCCCCUGGAUUACUGCGCCGCGCCCCGCGGCGACACCAAGGGCUGCGUGUGUCCCCCGCUGCCCUGCCCGCAGGACCCCCUGCGCCCCCAGCCCUGCUGCGCGCCCAGGGCCCUGCUCCCCAAAACCACCCCUUUCUAGGGGGACCCCCGAAAUCGGCGUGGAAAGGGGAUGCCGGGUGGAGAGGGCGCGGUGUCGCCGCUCUCCGAAAUAAAGAGCCAUAAGGCUGGCCUGGGGUGGAGAGGAUUCCGUGGGUCGAGUGGUUAUUGCUGGUGUUCCGGCACUCGGGAGGAUCCCAAAAUGUGGUGGAGCGCGUGGCCGUCCCGAUUAAUAGCUAAUAAAUUCCCCUCUCUUCCCAGGAGAAAGGGACGCACCGGGAAAAAUCCCCAAAUCCAUCAGCUCUGCUGCAUCCGCAGCAGGAUGAGAUCCCAUCAUACACACAUCCCUCCCCUAAAAAUUCCCAGGAUUUUAGCACAUCCAUGACCAAAUUUCCACCAAAAAAACCCACC
Molecule: messenger RNA, 1470 nt
Organism: Ficedula albicollis (Collared flycatcher)
Lineage: Eukaryota; Metazoa; Chordata; Aves; Passeriformes; Muscicapidae
Product: somatostatin receptor type 4
Biological process (GO): neuropeptide signaling pathway; cellular response to glucocorticoid stimulus
Cellular component (GO): neuron projection; membrane
Molecular function (GO): neuropeptide binding; somatostatin receptor activity
Source: RefSeq, a predicted model, not a curated record